AUGGAACUCAUCGAGAUUGACUCAGAGUACAAGGCGCAAUUCAAGUGCCAAACCUGUUACUGCUCUUACAAGACGGUGGAACUGAAUGAGCAUUCUAUGAAGCAGAAAUUUUCCAACACAUUCAAGCAUGCAAAGGGCAAUGACGAGCACUUUAGACUUUUGCUGCGUAAGGGUGUUUACCCCUACGAAUACAUGGAUGCGUGGGAGCGUUUUGAAGAGACAGCACUUCCUCCAAAAGCACAAUUUCACAGCAGCUUGAACCUUGAACACAUCACCGAAAACGACUACAAGCAUGCUCAAAAGGUGUGGAAGGCUCUCAACAUCAAAAACCUUGGAGAUUACCACGAUCUCCACGUGAUGAGCGACACGCUUCUUUUAGCAGACGUUUUUGAAAAUUUUCGAGACACUUGUCAGAACAUCUACGAGCUUGAUCCAGCGUAUUUUUACACUGCUCCAGGCCUCGCAUGGCAAGCAGCUCUAAAAGUGACGGGUCAAGCGCUCGAGCUUCUCUCAGACAUCGACAUGCUACUGAUGGUUGAAAAGGGAUUCAGAGGUGGUAUUUGCCAAGCAAUCAAGCGCCAUGCUAAGGCGAACAAUCCGUACAUGGGGGAAUUGUUUGAUGUCAAUCUGUUGAUCUCGUAUCUGCUGUACAUCGAUGCCAACAAUGUGUACGGAGGUGCCAUGUCGCAAAAGCUGCCAACACACGGCUUUAAAUGGCGUGAAGACCCCGAAAAUUUUACUCAAGCUUAUAUAGAAAAUUAUAAAAAUGGAGAUGAUGGCUAUUUUCUUGAAGUGGAUGUCCACUACCCGAAAAAGCUGCACAAACUCCACAACGACCUUCCAUUCUUGCCUGAAAAGAUGCGUCUGAACAACGACUGUGAAAAGUUCACGUUCAAUGUGUUUGACAAUGAAAAAUACGUGCUGCACAUUCGCACAUUGCAGCAGGCACUGCAGCAUGGAUUGGUUCUCACCAAGGUGCACCGAGUCAUUGAGUUCAAGCAAAGUGCUUGGGUGAAACCCUACAUUGACAUGAACACAAAGCUGCGAAAGGAUGCCAAAAAUGACUUUGAGAAAGACUUUUUUAAGCUGAUGAAUAAUAGCGUGUUUGGCAAGACCAUGGAGAACGUUCGCAAGCACCGUGACAUCAAACUGGUGACAACGGAAUGGAGGCGCAAGAAGCUCGCAUCAGCUCCAAACUAUCACAGCACAUCAAGAUUUGACAAGAAAUUUGUGGCAAUGGAAAUGAACAAAGUGAAGGUCGUCAUGAACAAACCUGUCUACCUCGGCCUCUCCAUCUUGGACUUGAGCAAACUCACGAUGUAUGAGUUUCACUGCGACUACAUCAAGGCGAAGUUUGGUGCAAGCGCAGAGCUUUGCUACAUGGACACAGAUAGUUUCGUCUACCACAUCAAAAAAGACGAUGUCUAUAAAGAUAUUGCAGGUGACGUUGAAUCAAGGUUUGACACAUCGAAUUACAGUCCCGAAGACAAACGUCCCUUGGCUAUUGGCAAAAAAAAGAAAAAAUUGUGA
Hydractinia symbiolongicarpus is the source of this 1530-nucleotide messenger RNA. RefSeq lists its product as uncharacterized. The transcript has a single exon. NCBI's taxonomy places the organism in Eukaryota, Metazoa, Cnidaria, Hydrozoa, Anthoathecata, Hydractiniidae. Bases 1 to 1530 code for a protein of 509 amino acids. The record is from RefSeq and is a predicted model, not a curated record.